Molecule: messenger RNA, 1402 nt
Organism: Cololabis saira (Pacific saury)
Lineage: Eukaryota; Metazoa; Chordata; Actinopteri; Beloniformes; Belonidae
Gene: pdcd6
Product: programmed cell death 6
Exons: 6
Coding region: 97-666 (189 amino acids)
Molecular function (GO): calcium ion binding
Source: RefSeq, a predicted model, not a curated record
CGCGAGAGAGAAGAGAGGGCUGACUGAAGCGGCUGCAGCGGGAGGAAGCGCUCUGCACUCGCCCUGAGGACUCUUUCACACAGCAUUUCCUUGAAAAUGGCGUAUCACAGUCCGUACCGAGCCCCCCCGCACCUGAACGCGCCGCCGGACCAGGGCUUUCUGUGGAAUAUCUUCCAGAGGGUUGACAAAGACAGAAGUGGAGUGAUAUCAGACUCAGAACUUCAGCAAGCCUUAUCGAAUGGCACAUGGACUCCUUUCAACCCGGUGACGGUCCGCUCUAUCAUUUCCAUGUUCGACAGGGAAAAUAAAGGUGGCGUAAACUUCAACGAGUUCGCCGGCGUGUGGAAGUACAUCACAGAUUGGCAGAACAUCUUCAGGACCUACGACAGGGAUAACUCCGGUUUCAUCGACAAGAAUGAGCUCAAACAGGCUCUGACUGGAUUUGGUGAGCUUGCAAGCUAUCGUCUGUCAGACCAGUUCUACGGCACUCUGAUAGAUAAGUUCGACCGGCAGAGGAAGGGACAAGUGGCCUUUGAUGACUUUAUCCAGUGCUGUGUUGUAUUACAGAGGUUGACUGAUGUGUUCAGACGGUACGACACGGACCAGGAUGGCUGGAUCCAGGUUUCAUAUGAACAAUAUCUAUCCAUGGUCUUUAAUGUAGUAUAACACACACGGAUGACCACAGAAGAGCACAACUGGACACAACUGUGCCAAAGCUCCCAUCACUCCAGAUGUCUGCCACGAUCCACACUACAAGAUUUUUUUCUUUUUUUUUUCCAAACCUAGUUUUAGUCCUAGGUGGAUUGUUUUAAUAUGAAUUAUGACAUCAAAACAAGAAAAUGGCAAUUAUUGUUGUAUGUUCAAGAAAAUCUUGUAGUGUUUUACUUUGUUGACAAAUCUGAACAACGUUGGUGUUGGUGACUCUGGGUUGGGAAAUAUUAUUGACACAUCCGUCUUUCUGUCUGUUUAUUGUUAACAUUUUUAAUGUCUUAACUCUGAUACAGUUUAGAAAAAAUAUCUGUUGAGAAUAAAAUAAUGCAUUGUAUAUAUGACUUAAAAUGCAUUGCAUGAUUUUCAGGGAAAUUUAGCCCCACUUUAAAGCAUGCUUUCCUUUUGUCUUUACUGCCCUAUUUUGCUCAAAGCCAUGUUUACAAAAGCUGUGAAAGCAGGUGAUACUCUGCUUUAAAGUUCACUGACAUGCCAGCUUACAUGCCAUAUUUGUACAACUUUGUUUUUUAACAGCCAAUCUUACAAUGUUAGAACAUCAGUUUUGUGGAGGGUAAGCAUAAUGCCUUUAGUAUGGCUUAUUUUUGUGCAUGAUGCCUUAAAAUGUGUGCAAAAAAAAAAAAGACAAAGAAAAGAAGAAAAAGAUAAAUCUUUUAUUAAAAAAAUGGCCAUCUGA